ACACUCAGCUCAUAAUAACCUCGCGGAAAACACCGCGGCCUCGGCCUCCAGAAACCCCGGCCUUGCGCAAUCCCCCGCAGCCCGCGCCUCCCUGGCCCCACGCAUUGUACUCACCCUGGGGUUUUUCCCUCUCCCCUCAGGUUCCUGCACUUGGCCAUCAUCCAUGAAGAGAGGGCGCUGACGAUGGAAGUGGUCCGCCAAGUGAAGGGAGACCUGGCCUUUCUUAACUUCCAGAACAACCUGCAGCAGACUCCGCUCCACUUGGCUGUGAUCACCAACCAGCCAGAAAUCGCCCAGGCACUUCUGGAAGCUGGCUGUGAUCCUGAGCUGCGAGACUUUCGAGGAAAUACCCCCCUACACCUUGCCUGUGAGCAGGGCAGCCUGGCCAGUGUGGGAGUCCUGACUCAGAGCUGUGGGACCCAGCACCUCCAGGCCAUCCUGCAGGCCACCAACUACAAUGGCCACACAUGUCUGCACUUAGCCUCCAUCCAUGGCUACCUGGGCAUCGUGGAGCGUUUGGUGUCCUUGGGCGCUGAUGUCAAUGCCCAGGAGCCCUGUAAUGGCCGAACGGCCCUUCAUCUUGCAGUGGAUCUGCAGAAUCCCGACCUGGUGUCUCUCCUGCUGAAGUGUGGGGCUGACGUCAACAGAGUCACCUACCAGGGCUACUCCCCGUACCAGCUCACCUGGGGCCGCCCAAGCACCCGGAUACAGCAGCAGCUGGGCCAGCUGACCCUCGAAAACCUUCAGAUGCUGCCAGAGAGUGAGGAUGAGGAGAGCUAUGACACGGAGUCGGAGUUCACAGAGGAUGAGCUGCCCUACGAUGACUGUGUGCUUGGAGGCCAGCGCCUGACGUUAUGAGCUUCACAAAGCAUCUGAAAGAACAUGGACUUGUAUAUUUGUACAAAAACAGAGUUUUAUUUUUCUAAAAAAAAAAAAAAAGAAAGAAAAAAAGAAAUCAAAAGGGUGUACUUAUAACCACACUGCACACUGCCUGGCCCCAAACAUUUGACUGUGGUGGAUCAGCCCUCAUUUUGUUAUUUUUAUGAACUUUGGAAGGGAACAAGAAAGAUCAUUGGAUUUCAAAGAAAACCUCUUUUAAAACUCACCAUUGCGGGGGUUUUUUGAGAAGGUUAUCCAAAAUCUGAUGAAAGGACUACAUUCUAUUUAUUGUCCUUUUUGAAUGAAGCCCAGCCGUGUCCUGUGACUUGUAACAAUGAGGUGUGUUGUUAAACCUUUCAGUGGUGUGGGGUUAAAAGUUGCUACCUGUCAAGGUUUGUGUUAACCCUCCUGUAAAUGGUGUAAAUGCUGUAUUUUGUUGGUAAUUAUUUUGCUAUUUCUAAGAUGUAUAUUUAUUAAACAGAUGUUUACAAACAGA
Messenger RNA from Myotis lucifugus (little brown bat), 1375 nucleotides. RefSeq names its product NFKB inhibitor alpha (gene NFKBIA). The coding region runs from base 184 to 858 and encodes 224 amino acids. Gene Ontology annotation, molecular function: protein binding. The transcript is spliced from 5 exons. NCBI's taxonomy places the organism in Eukaryota, Metazoa, Chordata, Mammalia, Chiroptera, Vespertilionidae. The record is from RefSeq and is a predicted model, not a curated record.